GAAAGAAGAAAAAGAAAAAAACGGGAAAGAAGAAAGAAUUAAAGCGAAAAAAGAAGAAAAAACUGAAAAAAAGAAAGAUAAAGCAAAAAAAAAGAAAGAGAAAGGGAAACAAAAAAAAGAAAAAGAUGAAAGUGAAAAAAAAAUAGAAAACGAAAAAAAGAAAGUGAAAAGAAAGAAAAAAAAGAAGCAGGAAAAGAAGAAAAGAAAGAAACAAGAAAGAAUAAAAGAAUUAAGCGGACAAAGAAGAAACUCCCCAAAAAAAAAGAAAGAUAAAGCAGAAAAAAGAAAAGAAAAAGUGAAACAAGAAAAAGAAAGAAAAAGACAGAAAGAAAGGGUAAGAGAAAAAAAAAGUGAAAAAGAAGAAAAAGAAAGAAGCAGGAAAGAAGAAAAGAAUUAA
Molecule: messenger RNA, 397 nt
Organism: Racocetra persica
Lineage: Eukaryota; Fungi; Glomeromycota; Glomeromycetes; Diversisporales; Gigasporaceae
Source: the annotation of a GenBank genome assembly